Molecule: messenger RNA, 1787 nt
Organism: Setaria italica (foxtail millet)
Lineage: Eukaryota; Viridiplantae; Streptophyta; Magnoliopsida; Poales; Poaceae
Product: protein YABBY 4
Exons: 7
Coding region: 599-1369 (256 amino acids)
Biological process (GO): abaxial cell fate specification; cell fate commitment; regulation of shoot apical meristem development
Cellular component (GO): nucleus
Source: RefSeq, a predicted model, not a curated record
GCCGCGGUCCACACCAUCCCCCAUACCGGCCGCCUCCUGCUCGUCCCAGCCUUUCCCUCGCCGCUCCCGGCAAGAUCCACAUGCAGUAGCAACUAGCAAGAGGAGGAGUUUGGCUGGCCUGGCCUUGUUGCUAGCUGCGGCUGCUUCGAUCCGGCUGGGGCUUUCAAAUCAGGAACAACGACAGAUCCGAGGCUUUCUCGAAUCGGGCAGGUCCAUCAAAUCAAAUCGCUCGCGAGUUAGCCAGCAGCCCCAGGCCGCGGCUCGACAUCAAAUCACACUCAUCAAAUCAAAGGGGACCAAAAGGAUAUCCCUGGCUCCUGCCUCCCUCCUCGCCUAGUCGUAUAAAAUUCCCCUUUCGACUCCUCCCCUCCGCUCCCUUCAUUCGCACCCGGCCUCCUCUUCCUCCUCCCUCCAAGAUCCCUCGCUCCGCUACCUUGAUUUCCCCGCGAUCCGCCGUUCCCUGCCCUAGCCAGAUCGAGCGAGUCUAUACUCGCCCGUCCUUGACUACUACUCCUCCCUCGAUCGAGCUGAGCGAUCUCGUCGACAGCGCCAGCGCCUCAGGUGCCGGAGCUGCCACAUUCGGUCGUCGAAAUCUAUCAUGAUGUCGUCCUCGUCCUCCUCGUCGUCGGCCGCCUUCCCGCUGGACCACCUCGCGCCGUCCCCCACCGAGCAGCUCUGCUACGUGCACUGCAACUGCUGCGACACCAUCCUCGCCGUCGGCGUGCCGUGCAGCAGCCUGUUCAAGACGGUGACGGUGCGCUGCGGCCACUGCGCCAACCUGCUCUCCGUCAACCUCCGCGGCCUCCUGCUCCCGCCCGCGGCGCCGCCGGCGGCCAGUCAGCUCAGCUUCGGCCACUCCUUGCUCUCCCCCACAUCCCCGCAUGGCCUCUUGGACGAGUUCGCGCUCCAGGCGCCGAGCAUCCUGAUGGACCAAGCAAGCGCCAACCUGAGCAGCGCCACCACGGGCCGCAGCAACAGCAGCUGCGGCAGCAACCUGCCGGCCGCGCCGAUGCCGGCAGCGAAACCGCCCGCCGUGCAGCAGGAGCCCGAGCUGGCGAAGAGCGCCCCGUCGGUGAACAGGCCUCCGGAGAAGCGGCAGAGAGUCCCGUCGGCGUACAACCGCUUCAUCAAGGACGAGAUCCAGCGCAUCAAGGCCGGCAACCCGGACAUCACCCACCGCGAGGCGUUCAGCGCAGCCGCAAAGAAUUGGGCACAUUUCCCGCACAUCCAUUUCGGCCUCAUGCCGGACCAGGGCCUCAAGAAGACCUUCAAGGCUCAGGAUGGCGCUGAAGACAUGCUUCUCAAGGAUGGUCUCUAUGCGGCAGCGGCAGCAGCUGCAGCCGCCAACAUGGGCAUCACUCCAUUCUAGCUGGUUAGGCAUGCUCCAGCCAACAAGUUCUGGGCACGCAGUGGUCAUCGCCCUUGUGCCACGUUCUAGGGUUUCGUCUCAGAUCUUGAUCUCAAUAUCGCGUGUUGUUUAAUUAGAGUACUUUCCAGUGUGGGGAGUAGAAAUGGAGAAUCAAGUUAGAGCACCUAGCAGGCCUCUAUCUUAUGAUCCUCUAGGUAUACGGACUUUGUGUUAUCUAUUUCGAUCCCUUUCAUUUCCUGUUUUCUCUUUCUCGUUUUUGUUCCUGGACCGCUUCUAUUCGCCUGUAGAGAAGUCGUUGUGCCUCCUCCGAUCCCAUGAUUGUGUCUGUUCAAGAACAUGUUUUUAGUUUUUCCUUUUUACCAUGGACAACUAGCUGAGCAUCUUGUAAAUCUAGCAACAGUGCCGUUUGUGUUCCUUC